Messenger RNA from Talaromyces stipitatus ATCC 10500, 846 nucleotides. Its product is annotated as conserved mitochondrial protein. The transcript has 3 exons. The coding region runs from base 1 to 846 and encodes 281 amino acids. Lineage: Eukaryota; Fungi; Ascomycota; Eurotiomycetes; Eurotiales; Trichocomaceae. The record is from RefSeq and is a predicted model, not a curated record.
AUGGCAAAAUUGUCACCCGCCCUCAAAGCAUUGAUCAACUCUCCCCAUGCUCGUCCAGGCACAAACCCAGCUCCGGCACAAAUAACCUCUGUAUAUGCGAGUAUAGCAAAGGAAGCCGAGCCACGGAAUGUGGGAUUAAAAGCUUGGUUUAGUGCUGCCACAGCAGCAACAAUGACAAUGAAUUCACCAGAAUCAUUGGUCCAAUUACACAAACUCGUCUCGGAAUCGAGAUCCAAAGAGGAGAGUGUUUAUCUUGCUGAAUUGAUCCGUGAGAUUGGAUUAAAAUGUAUUGGAUUCAAUGGCAUCCCACGAACAAUAAACUGUCUCGGCGAAUUUCGCGCCGGGCUACCAACAGACAUUAAAGACGCCCUAUCGACCCAAGCGCGUCGCCAACUAAAACCCGAAGUCAUUCCGGACAUCCUGAGCCGGGGCCACUCACUAUGGAAAUCAAUCUACUACCCCUUCGAGACAAAACUGCAACAGAAACUCGCCCUGUCUCAUCCAGAUUUACCAGUUCACAUUAUUGAGAGUGAAUACGGGAAUUUAUUUGCUGAUCCGACCACCCCGACAGAAGGUGUGGUUCCGGCGAAGGUAGGCAGGGUGUUGACGUCCAUUGUUGCAGUGGCUUGUCUCCGUGCGCAGACGGGGGUUGGGCCGCAGGUUAUUUCGCAUGUUUUUGGGUUGCGAAAGGCGUUUGAAGAUGGGAGUGCGGAGAGCGAUAUCCAAGGGGGGGAGUGGUUAGCGUCUGAUGAAGGGAGUAUAUGGUUGAUUGGGGUUGUGGAUCGGAUUGUUGAGAGUAUUGGUGGAGGGACGAGUUUUACGCCGGGGUUCAAGGCGAAGUUGUAA